Messenger RNA from Dreissena polymorpha, 6726 nucleotides. RefSeq lists its product as uncharacterized. The record is from RefSeq and is a predicted model, not a curated record. The coding region runs from base 75 to 2348 and encodes 757 amino acids. Gene Ontology annotation, molecular function: cysteine-type endopeptidase activity. Lineage: Eukaryota; Metazoa; Mollusca; Bivalvia; Myida; Dreissenidae. The transcript has 10 exons. Gene Ontology annotation, biological process: regulation of apoptotic process; proteolysis.
CCACUGAAACCAUCGUUGUCGCAUGUUACAACAAGAAAAUCAACUUCCUGUGUUAAGCAAACAAAACAAAAUAGAUGGAGGAGGUCCACAAGGACUUAUUGCUGGUCCAGCGUGUCAACCUUGUGGAGAACAUGAACAUGCGGGGCGGCCUUCUGUCCCAGCUAAUGGCCAGGAAGGUCAUUGACCCACGCAUGUAUAGAGAGAUCAAGAAUGGCCGCACACUAGACCAGCAAGCAGAGGAGUUGUUGGACAUUCUGCCCCAGUGUGGGUCCAAAGCCUUUAGUCUAUUUUGCCAGGCUCUUAUAGCCGACAAACAGUCUGAGGUCGUGUCCCUGUACCUCACCCCAGAGUCUGAGCUGAGUCCUGAGAAUGCUGGCUCCCAGCAGAAUGAUAAAGGGGCUGCAACCCCUGUACAGGAGACAGUUAAUAGCAAAAGCACUGGCAUGUGUAAUCUAUCUGGGCCAAGCUCAAGUGAAAGUUCCUCAGAUCGCGAGGCUUUGCCAGUAACUGUUCAUGAAGAUUAUACACAGGAAUCAUACCGGAGGAAUUUGGAGCCGGGAGAACUGGUUUAUGUUGACGCUAACCGUAGAGAACAGUUUAGUGGUAGAAGUGGUGUUGAUAGUGAACAUGAGGCUAGGUUUAUUUAUAAAAAUAGUCUUCUUGAUCCGUCUGGUGUGUCAAGGUCCAUUACGACCGUUCUGAUGGGACAAUCUGGGUACCAGUAUGUAAAAGAGCCAUAUGGGCUUAGUGUUAACAGACCCAAGUUAAGUCAAGGCUCGUUUAUAUCGCCAAGUAAAUUACAGCUUUAUAACGAAAAGGAAUGCUUUGAAAGACAGCAUGGUGCAUUUGUAGUGAAAGAUUCCAUACCCAAAAGACCAGAUCUCUGUCAGAUGUCUUCCAAAGAUUAUGAACUCCUUGCUCAGCCACAAUAUGUGUUCAGUAAUGUAAAUAGUGCUUCCCAGAAAUCCAGUUUUCUUAACGCGCACUCAGACUCAAAUAGUGAUAACAUAUCAAUCCAAGCACAAACAGAUCUUUUAUCGACUCAAAUGAAGCCUUUUCUGGUGCGAGAAUUCUUAGAAUCUCCAACAAGGUACAUAGAGACAAAGGAAAAUCUCCACAAUGGCCAGCGGGAAAUGGUAACAUUGCAUCGACAUGUGGAGAGAGUGCUUCCAGUUUCAAGUUGUCUGGAUCUACAACAGGAGGAGUUACCAGAACAAGGGGCCAGCAGGGAAAUGCCCAGGCUGUUGAGGAAUGACAGUGUUGAUACUAUGAAUAAAAGACCACUCCCAGACUGUGGGGAACCUGACAAUAAACGUUUUUGUGAAGAUGUUGACAGUGUGCCUAGAGCUGUAGUAUUAAGUCAAAACAACAGACUUAAAGUCAUUGAUAACCAAGAGCCAAUCAGUAUCAUAUCGGAAACCAAGCGAAUGACAUCUCAACCAAAGGUGUACGUAGAAAGUGACUCAAAACAGGACGGGGCUGCAUUGCUAGGGGUGAUGGAUGACCCAGAAAUUGACCUCACUGAUGGACCGAUUACGGUUCACGUUGAAUUAAGCUCGAGGCAAUUCUAUCUUCAUAACUACAAGAAGGCCUAUCAGAUGGCCAGGAUCCCUCGUGGUAAGGCCCUUGUUCUCAAUGUGAACAGGGUGGUGGGGAAGACUGAUCGUCGAGGGACAGACAUCGACCGGGACAACCUGCACAAUCUCCUGUGUCAGCUGCACUUUGAUGUCACUGUCUACAAUGACGAAGAUGGCCUGACUGCACUGGAGAUAGUCAAGAAGCUACAGGACUUCUCACAGCACGCUGGUCACCGCACGUCAGACUGCACCGUUGUGUGCAUACUCAGUCACGGAGAGGAGGGGUACAUCUUUGGCGCAGAUGGCAAGAAGUUUGAGCUGGACGCAGUCUUCUCGCUGUUUGACAAUACGUGCUGUCCGGACCUUAGAGGCAAACCCAAGAUGUUCAUUGUGCAGGCUUGCAGGGGAGGAGCUCUGGACCGGGGUGUGCAGUACUACCCUGAUGAACAUGACGGCUCUGACCCUCGCGUACGACAGGUGCCCUCCAUGUCUGACAUGCUCAUCUGCUACCCUACACAGGAAGGCUACUACGCGUGGAGGAAUCGAGACCGAGGCAGCUGGUAUGUGGAGGCCCUUGUUCAGGUGUUCAUGAAGUACGCCCACUGUGAGGACGUCUGCACCAUGCUCAACAGGGUGAACCUGCUGGUCUCCAAGAAGGUUUCCCACUGUCCCAACGCUGACAUGGACCAGAUGAGUCAGAUGUCUGAGUACAAGAGCACCCUGCGUAUGCCACACUUCUUCUUCUUUCCUGGCAUCGGAACACGCCCAUAAUCAGCACACAGAGUUAUUGCUCACAGUUACCACCUUAAGUUACUGUUAACCGGGUAAUAAUUAGAAGAACAAUUUAGAUACUUAUAGAAAUUCAUGUAUACAAGCCAUUUGUUCUUAUGCAGAUUUGAGCUGGGAAAAAUCACGUGUUUUUUUUACUAAAAAUCAGAAAUUUGGGAUUAAUGUAUAUAUUUUGAGAUUAUGAAUUUGGCAAAAUUUACCAAGCAAACAAUGGGAAACAAAAUGGUUUCCUGGCAACAGCAUAUUAGUCAUGGGGACUGAUAUAGACACCAAUGAUGUUGCAUUUUAGAAACAGCAUAGUUGCCAACAACAGUUCAAUACACAAACUUAUAUGGCUUUGUAUUUACAUGAUUAUAUUUCCUAAAGAAGAAGUGGAUAUAUAUAUAUUGCUUUGUUAACUCAGUCAGUCAGUUUGAUGAUGACUGCCAUUCGGGCUUUCCAAGCGCAACAGUUUUUAGCUGCACUUCACAGUUUUUACUAAUAUCUCAGCCAAGUUUGAUAAUCAUGAAAUUAGUGUAAGUGAAUAUUAAGUUACAUCCCUUUGGUUAUUGCAAUAGCCUUUGAUAGCAUAGUGCCACAAAUGCGUGUAGGCACGAAAACUGAUGAAUUCAUCAUAACAAUAUUUUGAUUUAUUCAUGCAUAAAGGUAAGCUUUGUGAUAACGUUUGUUUGCUAUUCUUGGCUAUCAUUACAAUCUCUUCAUAUUUCAAAUGGUAGUUGUGCAUUUCCAUGAACCUCAUAACCCUUUCCCCAUCAGAAGCAAAGUGAAUAUGGCUUUUUAAACCAGCAUAAAACCAGAAAAGCCUGCGAGUAUCUCGCAGUCUGUUUAGGUUUUAUGCUGUUUGCUGCUCAUCAUUAUCUUAGGCUUGUAAAUAAGACCUUAAAAACUUGAAUCUAGUAAGAAAAGUCCCAUUAAAUUUAAUUUUCUGAUGGACUACAAAUGCGUCAACAUGCGUAUCUAAGUGGUAAAGGGAUAAGUAUAUAAUAUUUAAAUUUGUCUUGGGUAACUAAAUUAUAAGAAAAAUCAAGAAAUAAAAGAAAAGAAAUAACUGUUGAGAAUGAAAAGCUAGGCAUGGAUGGAAAUUAGAAAUGGCUCACUAGCCAUUAGAAUUGAGGAGGACCACAAUGUUCUUUUUACAAAACUCACAUGCUUGCUGUAAAAAAAGAUUUAAAAGAACAAGGGUUGGUAACCAUUGCCAAAUUAUUGCCUUCUUUCCUAUUUUUCAAAGAACAAGGGUGGGAAAUCAUUGUCAUAUUGUUAGUUUCGUUCUCAUUUUUUUAAAGAACAAAGUUGUGUAACAAUGGCCAAAUUGUUUGUUUAUUUCCAGUUUGGAAAGAACAAGGUUGGGAAACUGGCUAAGUUGUUUGUUUAUUUCCUGUUUGGAAAGAAAAAGGUUGGGAAACUGGCUAAAUUGUAAGUUACUUUCCUGUUUAGAAAAAAAGAGGUUAGAAAACCAUGGAAAAAUGGUUAGUUUCUUUCUGGUUUCGAAAGAACGAGGUUGAGAAACCGAGGCAAAAUUUUUAGUAUCUUUCCGGUUAGGAAAGAACAAAGUUGGGAAACCAUGUCAAUUUGUUAGUUACUUUUCCUGACAGAGCUUUUGUUAUGUUGCUAAUGAUGUGCUACAUAUGCAAUGUCUGUGUCUUCCAUAUAGAGUUAGAUAAGAAAUGUGUACUACAGUGUUCGUGAUUUAAGUGACUUUACUGACAAUUUAAAAUGACCAUGUAUUGUGUUCAAUGUUACAUGUGCUAGUUGAAGCAUAUUAUUUAUUUACCUUGUUUUUAGUGUGGCCCGGUCAUAUUGUUAUUGGAUGAUGAAGAUUGUUUUUGUUAGCUUCUUUUGAAUAUUGUUUUUAUAUUUAUCAAAAUAUUACAUGAACACACUUGUAAUUACACAUAUUCUUUGUACUAUUUAUACACAAAUAUCUUUAAAAUUAAUCAAAAAUUUAAUUCAUAUGUUUGAAUCUGUUAUAUGUUAAUUAUUGAUAUCUCCACUUUGUUUAUGUAUGAAAAAUUGAAAGAAAAGUGUAUUUGGCAAAAAGAUGCACAUUUGUUAAACACAUUUUUCUUUCUGCAAUGUUGUUUCAGAUGGUUUGUAGAGCGAGGUUGGGUAGUUAGGACAUCUUAACAAUUUUUAUAUGAUAGUUAGGUUUUAUACUUCCACUUUUCAGUGUGUACUUUAAUGUUAUGUUCAUUGUUUUAUUCACUAUCAGAUAAGUCUUUUUAUGACGAUCACUAUAAUUUUAUUUCAUCGAAACAAUUAAAAAAAUAAAGUGUUUAUAAGUGGCGGUUUCUGAACAUGCACUGCUGAACAUGAUCAAUGGCUUGUUCCAGAAAUUUGAUAUUUGUACAAGAAAUAUCAUGGUUACAGUAAAAAAACAAUCUUGAUUCUUAAAAUAAUUAAUUACAUUUUAAUUGUAAUAAUUGCUAAUUCAUUUUGUAUUUCUUCUUAAUUUUAGAUUAGCAAUAAAGGUAUUCAUGUUUCGGUCUGAACUUGGUCACGUUAGGGGAGAAAUGGUGUGGCGGCUCGGUAAGCUCAGUCGGGAGAGCACUCGCCCUGUAAGGGAGGUGUCCCUGGUGCGAGUCCCGGACUGGCUGCACAAUUUAUCACCCUGUGACAUUUGGCACCCAAUGGGGGACCGUUACGUUACCUGGUCCUAUGAAGGCCCAUAAUUAAUAAUAUAUCACCCAGAAUCCCUGUAUUGGAGGACGAAUACAUAUUCAAGUGGGGGUGUAUAUCACGGCCUGAACUUGAUAUAACAAAAAAUAAAAGUAUGCUUGAUGACAUGAAACCAUGGACAUUUUUAAAUAACUUGGCAGAAUUGUAUCAACUUCAUAAAAAAUAAUAAAAUCACUAUUUUGUUAAUUUCUUUGAGACAUUUUUAUGAUGAUUGAAAAAUAAAAUUUUAAUGAUUUAAAAAAAAAGAAAUUGUUAUGUAAUUUAAAAAAUGUAAUUAUAUAAUCAUGAGGUAAUGAUCAUGAUACCUACUUGUGUGAAUGCAUGUGUUUAAUUUGCUAGGACAUAUACAAAAAUGCUUAGUAAUACACUCAGCCUCGCUCUACAAUAAGUUUCAUUAUAGAAAUGAGCCAUAUUAUUGAGAGCAAAUUGUAAAUAUCGAAGUUAAUAAAAAUUAAUUCCCUAAGUUGUAAAUAUUUAAUUUUGAAUAAAAAUUGAUUCUCCAAGUUGUAAAUAUUAAAAUUUAAUAAACAUUCAUUCCAACUGUACAACAAGUAUAUGGUAAAAAAUAAUCACGUAUAUACCAUGAUACAUUUUUCACUUCAUUUUCAGUUUUUUAAUAUUUAAGGCAGAUUCAUUGUUAACCAGUGUAACAUUUUAUUCACUCCUUGCAUAACUUACCAUUCAAUGUUAUCAUAUGUAAUUCUCCAUAAGUCGAUUUGUUUGUAGUUUACAUCGAGAGAUACUUUUAGAUAUCCGUCCCUUGCUGUUUGUGUUCAUGUCUUUUGUUUUUAUACUUUAAGAAAAAACAACAACAUAAUGUGUAUUAUUUUUUUAUGCAUAUUACACUUGUCAUACAUGCCAUAAUUUUUCAGACCAAUUCCGGGACAUUGAGUUUUAUUGUCCGGGACUUUUGCCGAUUUUCCGGGACAUGUAUAAAAUGUAGCGAUAUUUAUAGACAUAUGCAUUUUUAAUGUAGCGAUAUUUAUAGACAUAUGCAUUUUUGGUACGUGUUUUUUUGUUUCGCAUCGUUAAUUGCAACAGUUCGAAAGCCUAUCCGAAAUACACUUGAUCUAUUAACGUCAAAUUAAACAUAACUACUUCCGUUACUAGAUACAAGCCACGUGUUUUCAGUGUAAGCGUUCUAAACAUAGAUGGUGACGUCACUGCGUUAUUGUUAUUAAGACCGGUGUGUAACGCGUAGUUGUUGAUACGCUUUUAUUCAUUUAUAACAUUUAUAUUAUAAAAAAUACAACAAUACAGUACCGUUAGAUCGUCAACUCAAAUCAAUUCACAAUACAACUUCUUUGUCGGUUAAACGUGCGAACAUAAACUGCUUUUAAUUUUUUACUCCGCGAUGUUGGACUUCAGAUGUGUGAACAACUAUCCUUUGCCCUUACGCAGCGGGAAAUAAUGACGUAGUAGAUUAAAGUCAAUUAACAACCACAUUAAACAAUGCCGCCUUUUCGGUUUGACCGCGAACGUGAGACAAUCGAUAUGAUAACAGGACCCCUGUUAAUUGAUCGAUUUUGACACGUAGCGUAGUCUGCCUAUUCGGGUAGACAUUGUCAUGGAGACUCUGCAGAUAUACACAGAUUCGAGGUGCAGUUAAGCCUAAGAUAAGGUACAUGUAUAUAUGGAUUUUGUAAAUUCCGGGACAUUUGACAGAUUUCCGGGACAGCGGGAC